CUGCGUCCGUUCACUCCGCCAAUGCAGAAAUCAGACUUUGACAAAGAUUUUGAAAUUGCAUWUGAGGUGAUGAGAGAUGAUUUGGGCUCCGAGUUACUAAAACAUGGAUUAACGUUUCAAGCAUACAAUAGCUGUAAUGGGUCUUUACUUGGAGUGAGGAAUGGUCUACGAGGAUAUGACAAGGACAAAAUAAUGUCGAGAGACGCUCAGCGAAGUAGCUGCUCAAAUUCAUGGCAGACUUUCCCAAAGGAUUCCUUUCAAGCAGUUCCUAGUCCUUCACUCAGUGUCGAUGAAGAAAGCAUAAUGGAUGGUGCGUUCUCUCUUUGGGACGAGACAGAAUACAACGAUUGCUUCACAUCGGAUAAAAAUAACGUUCAUUCUACAUUCAAGGCAGAGUAUUAUUCUUCUGAAGUCUCCAUUGUUACCGGACAAAUAGGAAGCAUAAAUCUGUUAAAUAAUACACGUGUUCCUAUUCACGAUCUCCACAUUAACUUCAUGGACCUAAAGAGGUUGUACAUAAUCAAAGAUUUAGAAACUGAUAAUCAAGAAAAAACAACAGUUUUCUUGAAAGCAACGUGCAAAAUUAAGCAGGUCCAAGUKUAUAUUAAGGAAUGUCAUCCCGAGUCUUCACCAAGCUCAUUUGUUGAYCCUCUUGCACUAAAGUCAGAAUUUGAUCMACUUACGGGCUUGCUGACUGUAUACCUGAAUUUUGCGUCGUUCCCUUCUUUGUGGUUGGUUGAUAAAAGUACAAGGCUGCAACUAUACGUAGUGACGCAGUUUGAGGAUGGUAAAUCUCAGUGUUGCUGUUCUAGURUGUUUGAAAUGCAGGAAUCAGCAACAGCCAGUGAUUGUCUAGAAAGUCAAAGAAAUUGCUACCAGUUCAAUGGCUACCCCAUGGAGGAGUUUUCAUCAGAAUYAUCGAGUCCUACCCGUGUCAGGGUCAGCAGUGAAAGCGAUGCAAGCAUAGUAAAUGAUGAGCAAGUAGUUGAUGAGCCGACUUCUAUUUCUCUUUUACCAAAUUCAGAGCUCACUUCCAAUAACAUUAAAUACGAACUCUGCCAAGAAAAUGGCAUUACCCAUAUCCAAGAGCAGUCAGAGUUUCCUGGGCUUCUAAAGCUCGUCAAACGCAAAGUCCACAGGGACCCCAUGGGAAGAAGACGAGCAAACGGUUUCCGGUCUGCAGAGGAAGCUUUUCAGUGGGURUGCGGGCAUUGCUUCUUUCGAAGACUAAAAAAAUCAACCGUGAGAUCUCAUGUUCUUCGCAAAGUCUGCCAUCGAAAUAGAAGAAUCUUCGCUGAAAGUCAGUAUCGAGGGCAUAACAAGGCAGUAUUUCGUCGUUCCAACACGUUCCCACAAUGCACCGAAAGUGUUUUUACGUAUGGCGAUMKGAUUGAAUCUAAAACGCCUUAAAAAAGACCAGUGACUUUAUAUAGUACUAGCUGAGCGCCUCCUCUGUAAAAGAUUGAUAGAAUGUAUACUGUAGUUUUGUAGUUUUAAUUUGUACUUUUGACUGACUACUGUACUCUACCAUACUCCAAAGAGUAGUGGUACCAGUAUUCACUAAAAAGACGACAUUGUACAGAAGACGAGACUCACAGAAGACAAGCUUUAUAACUAUUAGCUCGGUAUUAUGACAGGAUUUGCGCUCUUAAUCUAAUCAUACUGUGCACGCAGUAUGAUUUCGUAUUUUAAUAUCAUUUCAAAAGAGGGGUCGCGCAAAUAACAAUAUGUACUUUAGCUAAUAAGAGAUUUUUACUGCAUGUAAAUUGAAACAACGUUUUAACGACCAUUUUAUACAUGUAUAUACAUAAAAUGUAUAUACAUUUUAUACAUAAAAUGUAUAUACGGUUAAAAAUAUAUUUAAGCUAUCGCUUGAACGAUAUGCACUUUUGUAGGCAUAGAAAUUUUAUCUCAAGUUUUUAGACUUGAAAAUCAUAGAAAAGAGCCAUCACCGAAUAUAUUCGUAGAUGCUCCGUUUUUAUCUUCAAAAGAUGAAUACAUUAGAAAUACUAGUUCUACUAGUUGUUAAUUGAAAUAUAGAGUUAAUCUGUCGUUUUUAUAAAGAAUGACUGUAAGUAUAUCCCGCCAUGACAGAGCUACAUUAUUGUUGGCUAUGGCUCUUUUCUUAGUAUAACAAUUUUAUAAAAAGAWUGAUCAAUUGCUAAUCCGUGAAACAAAAACAGUACUGCUCGAAUAUGAUUUUUCUUUCGCUGAGAACUCAAAGGAUUUAGGAAUAUAUAACCCCAAUUGUUGUUCAUUUUUAGGAAUUAACUUUAAGUUUUGUUUAAUAACCUCUUCAGUUGCUAAAACCACGUAAAAAGAAUAAUAAUUAGCACAUAAUAUCAGUAAGUUAUUUUGCAAGUUCGAUUGGCUUAUUCUUGUGUUUUCUAUCGUCCAAUCAACACUAUUUAGUUAUAAUUAGUAAUAUUKGUUUCACAGAUUUAGUGAGUCCAUUCUAUAGCUAGUUUGUGACAUUAGAAGAGUUAGGCCAGGUUAACCUACCCAAUAUAAUCAUAAGCUCAAGAAACAAUACAUUUAGGAACAUGAUGAAGACGAAAGGACAGUGAUUUUCUUUGUUUGUAUUAUACAUUUGUCUUUUUCUUAUUUUAAUUUGCUUAUGCAAACUUUUUCAAUCUUUUUGUCUUUUCUUUUGUUCUUGUUURCUUGUGAUUAUUUCGUAGUGUGAACCGGCUUGUUCACCAAGAUUUUGAGGUGARCUCUCUUGCAGGUGUAAUUAUAGUUUGUACAAAUAUGAAUGGGAGUAAUCUUCAUAAGCCCAUGAAAUACAAUUUAGAGUACCACAGUGAUAAUUCAUUUUGUAUUUUUUAACCUUGUUUUGGCAUUUCACARGUUUAACUUCGACUCUGGCCAUUCCUCAGUACACUUUCUUUCAUGGGAUUAUGAAAUUUACUCAAGUUUAUAUAUAUAUCUAUAUAUAGUUUGACGUCUUCAAAAGACAACACAAGUACUAUACGGUCGUAUACAUAUAUGAGAGCGUAUAAUAGAUUUUAUUCUAUAGUACUAUCAAAAUAGUACUUAAUUGUAUAGAUAGAGAUUGAGAGAGAUCUGUAAUUUCCUCAUAUUUACCAUUUGCAAUUUUGAAAUAAAUCAAAUUUGAAAUUA
Exaiptasia diaphana is the source of this 3123-nucleotide messenger RNA. RefSeq lists its product as uncharacterized. The record is from RefSeq and is a predicted model, not a curated record. The transcript has 5 exons. NCBI's taxonomy places the organism in Eukaryota, Metazoa, Cnidaria, Anthozoa, Actiniaria, Aiptasiidae. The coding region runs from base 22 to 1410 and encodes 462 amino acids.